AGUUUAUUUUCUGGAGUAAAAUGAAGAUAAUUAUUUAUAAUCUGCUGCUCUUCACUUUUGUUAUAUUUCUUAACUCUGUUCAUUCAAUGUAUCCAAAGCCACACGGAAAUAAAUACGUAACAAUUAAUGGUGUGAAGCAUACUGUACCUUAUGGUGGAAGGCCUGUUUACUCGGACAAUGGAGUAUUUAUUCCUGACGUGGACAAUAGUGAAGAGGUCUUUCCUCGUCAUAAUAAUAUUCUGCAGCGUAGUUUACAGCCUGUUGGUAGAUACGAAGGCCAAGGUUCAAGACAAGUUCUUAAAAAAUUGAAUCCAGCUCACCCAGACGGAAGAUUAGAACCUAUGGGGUUCGAUAUAUUGAUCCACGAAGGAAUAGAAAGGGCAGUAUAUGAGGAAGGGUUUGGAUUUCGCGCGCUCAAGCGUGUAGCGGGACCGCAACGAGGACACGGCUGGGUAAGACAAGACACCUGA
Belonocnema kinseyi is the source of this 470-nucleotide messenger RNA. RefSeq lists its product as uncharacterized. The transcript is spliced from 4 exons. The record is from RefSeq and is a predicted model, not a curated record. NCBI's taxonomy places the organism in Eukaryota, Metazoa, Arthropoda, Insecta, Hymenoptera, Cynipidae. Bases 21 to 470 code for a protein of 149 amino acids.